This is a messenger RNA of Capsella rubella, 1308 nucleotides long. RefSeq names its product phosphatidylinositol:ceramide inositolphosphotransferase 3. Gene Ontology annotation, biological process: ceramide biosynthetic process. The record is from RefSeq and is a predicted model, not a curated record. Bases 235 to 1104 code for a protein of 289 amino acids. The transcript has 11 exons. Gene Ontology annotation, cellular component: Golgi membrane; endoplasmic reticulum membrane; trans-Golgi network. Gene Ontology annotation, molecular function: ceramide cholinephosphotransferase activity; sphingomyelin synthase activity; inositol phosphoceramide synthase activity. Lineage: Eukaryota; Viridiplantae; Streptophyta; Magnoliopsida; Brassicales; Brassicaceae.
UUGCACAAAAAGCUGAAUCCUUUCUCCGACAAGACAAACAGAGACCCAUUUGAAUCGAUUCCUUAUUAAAAAUUAUUGAAUUGGGAAUGUUCUCUUAUCGAUUCUUUCAGGUGAAUCAAACUGGUCGGUGCGUUUCGUUUAUGUGACACAUCUGCGGAUCGAGUUCUGUUUCUAUUAAAGCAUUUGCAUUUGAUCGAUUGCUAUAGAGAUUAAUGUUCGUUCUCAAUCUAAAGCAUGCCCCUUUACGUUGAUCGCGAGGCUCCUAAGCUAUGGAGACGAAUUUACACAGAAGCAACAUUAGAAGGUUCUCUCCUUGCCGAAAAAUGGAAGCUUGUUCUUGCUGGACUUGUAUUUCAGUACAUUCAUGGACUUGCUGCUCAUGGAGUUCACUACUUACACCGACCUGGUCCAACUCUUCAAGAUGCCGGUUUCUUUAUUCUUCCAGAACUUGGGCAAGAUAAAGCCUUUGUCAGUGAAACUGUGUUUGUCACUAUCUUUGGAUCAUUUAUCUUGUGGACAUUUCAUCCUUUUGUUUCCCACAGUAAAAAGAUUUGUACAGUUUUGAUAUGGUGCAGAGUUUUUGUUUAUUUAGCAGCUUCUCAAAGUCUGAGGAUUAUCACAUUCUUUGCAACACAGCUUCCUGGGCCUAAUUAUCAUUGUCGAGAGGGCUCCAAGCUCGCCAAGAUUCCGCCUCCGAAGAAUGUUCUUGAAGUACUUUUGAUUAACUUUCCUGAUGGAGUGAUAUAUGGUUGUGGAGAUCUAAUAUUUUCAUCACAUACAAUAUUCACCUUAGUGUUUGUACGCACAUAUCAACGAUAUGGCACACGAAGGUGGAUCAAGCAUCUGGCUUGGCUUAUGGCAGUUGUACAGAGCCUAUUGAUCAUAGCUUCAAGGAAACAUUACACAGUUGACAUUGUUGUUGCAUGGUAUACUGUGAACCUUGUGAUGUUCUACGUUGACAGCAAACUUCCAGAAAUGGCUGAGCGUUCUAGUGGACCUUCUCAGACGCCUUUACUCCCACUGAGUACUAAGGACAGCAAGAACAGGAGCAAAGAGGAUCACCAGAGACUUCUAAACGAAAACAAUGUAGCAGAUGGUCAUUGAUGUUAUCUCUUCCAAUAUCAAAAUCUCAAAUCCGAGCAGAAUCUUAGUUAGAGACUAAUGGUUGUGUACUUAUUGAGUGCAUGUUAGUCAUAAACUGAACAGAAAUUCCCAAGUUUGGUGCUAUAUUGUCCUAGGAUAGAAAGUUCUCUUUGUUCAAAGUGAAAAUACAAAUUAUACAACUCAUUAAUAGAUGGGUUUCGUGGA